Messenger RNA from Synchiropus splendidus (mandarinfish), 3194 nucleotides. RefSeq lists its product as uncharacterized. Lineage: Eukaryota; Metazoa; Chordata; Actinopteri; Syngnathiformes; Callionymidae. The coding region runs from base 132 to 2756 and encodes 874 amino acids. The record is from RefSeq and is a predicted model, not a curated record. The transcript is spliced from 6 exons.
AGCAGGAACUGAGUCACCGUCAGCUGAGACGAGAGUAAGUGAGUGUGGGAGUUUUGCCCCUCUGUCAGGCUUGACCAUUAAGUAGAAAUCACCUCCAGGUGGUGGAAGAAUUAACAAGCGGGAAGUUCAACAUGGAUCCAUUGUCCAGAGCCGAGGGAACGUUCUGGACCGUCUGGUACUAUAUAACUGGCGCUGUGAGCAGAUUCCUGAGGGCAGAAUCCAAUAACCCCAUCAACAGUGAUCCUGGCGCCCCCAAAGAAUUUGAGAAUCAUGAGGAACAAGAAGACCCCCAAAGAGAGGAUAGCUACGAGCCCGAGUCUAAUGUUUCAGCUUCAGAUCCACUUGUUGCCAGUGAUGGUGACAAUGAGACCAAUGACUUGGUGGCGGAGAGAGAACAUUUGCUGCUGCAAACUCUACUGGCCGGAAGUGACGGGAACAAAGAAUUUAAUGAAGUUGAGGCAAGUCAGGCAUCAUUGUCCUCUCAACCGGAAAGUGUUGAUGCAGGUUCGCUCAGUACAGAUCGCAAAUGCCUGAAACCAGACAUCGCUGUGUCCGACUCAGAUCAGUCAGUCUGUCAGGACACAAGGGCCAAACAACUUGAAAAAACUGUCACAAACAAGAGGGAGCAGGCUUCAUUGCAGUCUGAGGAAACAGAUGUAGACCGUCCUGAGAGCGUCGACGACAAAGAUUUGGAAGUUGAGCAUAACCCCAAGUGCCUACAAAUCAACUUGGAAGCAAAAGAAAAUUUGGACAUGGGCACUUUCUUAAGUCACCAAGUUGAUGAUGGGAAAACACAAGAAGAGGUUGCUUAUCUGGAGGAGGAGGCUGACAGCCUGAUGGUCAGUGAAGCAUCAAAACUGGAGGAGCUCAGAACUGAGACACCACAUACACUAGCAGUAGCAGGACAGGAAGAAGACGCACACGUUAAGCAGUUGUACUCAGCUCCAGUCCUGAAAACUAGUGUUGACUUUAAUGGCAACAACAAUAAGCUUGAUGAAGGAAAAUCUGAUUCAUUUCCUGAUGCUUUAUUGGACGUGGACGAGGAGAGAGCAAACAAAGAAGGUGACAUGGAAACCACAAGCUCGAUCCUGACAAUACCAGUGAAGCUUGAAGGUGAGGCUGGACAGGAAGCCGGCCCGGAGACUCCCAGAGGUCAGUCUGAAGGCCAUUUGAUCGAGUCCCAGGAGUUAAAUGCUACUGUAUAUGAGGGGGCACUUCCUGAGCUCAACAAUGAGUCUGAGCUAAAUGAAAAUACAGCACAAUGGUUCCUGGAAGCAGGAGAUGAAGGCAAGGAAAUCCAGUUACCCGAAGAGGUGGAGAACAGUAGCAAGACUGGAGGUGAGUGUGUGUUUGCAAAAGACCCAAACCACAGAGCAGACUCAACCUUUGAUCGCGCAGAUGAGAGCAAGAAUUCCUGUGGUGAGAUUGUGUGCACCGGGAUGAUCGCUGUGUGUGAUACUGUCCAAGAGGCACGUGAGAUAUUGUCGGACCCAACUAGGAGUACAAGUCAACUCAUCGGAAUGGAAUCAGCUUCACCCGGGACUGAGCCGACUGCUGAUACGUUUGAAAAAUAUUGCACCGAAGAUACUGAGGGUGGAGAUGAGGAGGUGCCAUCCGUGACAUCUGAACAGAACAGCAGUGGUGCUUCAAGUCUACAAGACGACAUGACUGAGUUUGUAGUUGAGCCACACCUAAAGAGCAUGACAGAGUGUGUUGUUGAUAUUCAAGAUGCAGGGAUUGACAUGGAGGAAAUCAACUGUGGUUACGAUGUGGAGGCUGCUGAUGAUAAAAGAAACGAAGGAAUCCUGGGAGCAGAACACCUUGUGUCAGAGAGAGAGGCCGAGCUGUUGGCAAACACAGUUCUGUCGAAGAACCCCGAACCUGAAGAUGCACUGGGGUCGAACGAUGACAUGUCCAUAGACUUUAAUGGUUCACUGAGAGUUUAUUGUACGGAUGAAAAGGCAAAGCUUGACUCUUAUGCGACUUGUGAAGACACUUGUGCCACAAUGCUUCGACAACAGGAUUUGACUGAUGAAGAGAUUGAAGACCUGUGGAGUUGUGCUGCCCUGACUGAGGAGCCUGAGAAAGACACAGGAGUGAAGCAGUCAUCAAGCAAAGAAGGGAAUGAAAAUCUGUUUGAGGGGAAAUCAGUAGCAUCUAUUCUAGACAGUGACGCUUCUUCGGCAACAUCACAGUUAUGCCUGCAGGACUCGGGAGGCAAAGAGAUUGUGGAUUUCAUUUCAACUGGAAAUCGUGAAGCAGUUGACAAAGUAGACGCAGGUUCUUCUGUCAACGUCUCAGAGAUGUCAUCUCAACAAGAGCAGGGUGAUCAAGAAAUAAAAGAUGACUCCCCACUGGAGGUAGAUGGUGCUGCUUUGGAUUUUGUUGCACAAAAGUGUAGAAUUGCUGUGAAAAACCCAAAUGUGAGACCACCAAAGAAUCCUCGCUCGCUUAUAAACAUGCCCUCUGUGACCCCUUUACCUGUUCAACCAGCGCUGGGGACGGGCAUACCAGCACUGGGUAAGGCCUUGACAGUAAAACUUCCGGGACUUGGAGGUGGGUUUCAGGGAUUAAAAACAACCAAGAGGACAGUGGAUGAUGACACCACCUCACAGGGCGCAGUGGACGAAGAAAAGAGCGAUGGAAAAAAGGAUGCUAAACAAACUCCAAAAUGGCUCCCACCAAGACAGUCAGGAUUUGGAAAUCCUCUUAUGGCUGAGCUCAAGAACAAACUGAAGAAAACUACUGAUGACUAAGGACAUAAAAUGUAUUAGGGCAUAUUUUUCUAUGGUUCUUCCUUCAACCGCUCAUGUUUAUAAAGUAUAUAUCUUCAUGUCACCUGUGUGAUAAGAAAAUGUGUCUUAAUUCAAACGACCUUGUAAGCAGAGUUAUGCAGUACUUUCAAUGUUUUGUUUGUUUUUUUUCCAAAUCAUUCGCACUUUUCUAGGUCCCACAGAGAAAAUCCAUACUUUUCCCACAUUGUAUGAAGAGCCCCUGCAGCACCUAAUUUUAUUACUUCAUUAUUUAUUGUUAUGAAUCCAUUGUUUCCCACAUGGUCUGUAGGAUGUAAUGAUGUACAGUAUAUAAUCUCCUGUUGUUGUGCAGCUGAUGUGGGAAAGUUCCCAUUUUCCCCCCCCCAAAAAAGUAGUGGGGAAAUGGUUGUAAAUAAUGUGUCCUUGUGAUGAAUAAUACAG